UUAGCAGAAGCCAAAAAGGAAAGCAAAAGAUAAAGUGGCCAAGUUUGAUCCUUUGCUUCCCAAAAGCCAUCUCAUCGGAUUGCGUUGCCGCUUUUGACUGUCCGGUGGAUCUUGCUUGAUGAGAAAGUUCUAUUGCAGUUUUUCACCUUUGGUGUCAAAUUUGAGCUUCCUUUUUCUUUGGUUGCAUUUAACCUGAACUUGCCAUUUCCUGAGGCCGCCGGAGUCAUGUUUGUUUGUUCUAGAUUUUGCAGCAUCUAACUGAGAUUAUAUUUACUUAGGAAACAGAAGGGGUGAAAGGGACAAAGGGAAUCACAUUCCACCCAUGGUAAGAGCAGGCAGAGUUGAAAUGAGGGUAGGAGUUUGAGUUGUUUUUAGACAUUGAAUAAUGUCCACAUGCUCUGAGGCUUUACAACUGCAGAUGCCUUCCCCCACAGUUCUGCCUUGUGGAAGAUUAGAGAGCGAGGGAGGAAAGAAACCCUGGUCCUAGCUUCUCAGCGUUCCAUCUCUGCUUCUCUCACUUGCUGCAUUAGGUUUAUAAUGCUUGAGUGUGAGCUAGAUUAUGGAUCUCCGGCAUCAAAAUCCAAUUUUGUUGCCAGAGCUUGAAAGGAUAGUUUGCUAGAUUGCCUGACUUGUUGAGGGUUCUCCGCAUUGUAAGGUGAGGAGGGAUUUCUUGGGAGCAAGCAAUGGCCCCAAGAUUGGAUUUUUCUGGCUGGUGGGCGAAGGAUAAGCGGAAGGGCACCCCGGUGGUGGUGACAAUGGAGAACCCCAACUACUCGGUUCUUGAGAUCGAUGGCCCCGACGCCGAAGCAUUCCCGUCUAUGGACAAGGGCCGGGGCAAGAACGCCAAGCAGUUCACCUGGGUCUUGCUCCUGAAGGCCCACUAUGCUGUCGGUUGCAUUGCCUCGGUGGCGGCCGUGCUCUGGGCGCUUCCUAGAGUCGUCAAGAGGCGGUUGGUCUUCCGGCGAGCAGCUGCCACCCAGAGUGACGAGCCUGACAAAGGCCGUUUGAUGCUAAGGUUCAUUAGAGGGUUCUUGUUGUUCUCCUUGGUUGCUCUAGCAUUCGAGCUGGUCGCGUACCUGAACGGAUGGCACUUCCAGAAGCCCGAUUUGCGCCUACCGGAGAGCUUGCACAUACCGGAGGCGACCGAGAUCCACGGGUGGAUGCACUCGGCCUACCUCUCUUGGCUUUCAUUCCGAGCUGACUACAUUGCCUACCCAAUUCAGCUGUUGUCAUAUAUGUGCAUAAUUCUGUUUGUUAUACAGUCUGCAGAUAGGUUGAUCUUGUGCCUUGGUUGCUUCUGGAUCAAGUUCAAAAAGAUUAAGCCAAGGGUAGAGAGUGACCCAUUCAAUUCAGAUGAUGGAUCAGAGUAUGUGUACCCUAUGGUACUAGUCCAGAUCCCCAUGUGCAAUGAGAGAGAGGUGUAUGAGCAAUCAAUUUCUGCUGCUUGUCAAAUCGAUUGGCCUAAAGAUCGUUUGCUGAUCCAAGUGCUUGAUGAUUCUGAUGAUGAGGCCAUCCAGCUAUUGAUCAGCACAGAGGUUUCCAAAUGGAGUCAGAGAGGUGUAAAUAUUGUGUAUCGGCAUCGGUUGGUCAGGACUGGUUACAAAGCUGGAAAUCUCAAGUCUGCAAUGAGCUGUGAAUAUGUUAGGGACUAUGAGUUUGUUGCAAUAUUUGAUGCUGACUUCCAACCAAAUCCUGAUUUCCUUAAGCUAACCAUUCCACAUUUCAAGGGCAACCCUGAGCUCGGAUUAGUUCAGGCACGAUGGAGUUUCGUGAACAAGAAUGAGAACCUAUUAACUCGUCUCCAAAACAUCAACCUUUGCUUUCACUUUGAAGUGGAGCAACAGGUAAAUGGUGUUUUUUGGAACUUUUUUGGCUUCAAUGGGACAGCGGGCGUGUGGAGAAUCAAGGCGUUGGAGGAUUCUGGGGGUUGGCUCGAGAGAACAACCGUGGAGGAUAUGGACAUAGCUGUUCGUGCCCACCUCCAUGGUUGGAAGUUCAUCUUCUUAAAUGAUGUUAAGGUCCUUUGUGAAGUACCCGAAUCCUAUGAGGCUUAUCGGAAACAGCAGCACCGAUGGCAUUCUGGCCCAAUGCAUUUAUUUCGGCUGUGCCUUCCAGCUAUUAUAACCUCAAAGAUAUCGAUAUGGAAGAAGGCAAACUUAAUCCUGUUAUUUUUUCUCCUAAGGAAGUUGAUCCUUCCUUUCUAUUCUUUCACAUUAUUUUGUGUAAUUCUUCCCCUAACCAUGUUCGUUCCAGAGGCUGAACUACCUGUUUGGGUUAUAUGUUACGUGCCGGUCAUAAUGUCCUUCCUCAACAUUCUCCCAGCACUGAGAUCCUUCCCCUUCGUUGUGCCUUAUCUUCUCUUUGAGAACACCAUGUCUGUGACCAAAUUCAAUGCCAUGGUCUCAGGAUUAUUCAAACUGGGGAGUUCAUAUGAAUGGGUUGUCACCAAAAAAGCAGGCAGGUCGUCGGAAUCGGACCUGCUGACUGCCGCAGAGAGGGAGGCAAAAAUCGUAAGCCUUCCGCUGUUCCAUAAAGGAGCAUCGGAGAGUGAACUUAGCGAGCUCAACAGACUGAAGGAACAGCACGAGAAAGCUCCAUCACCCGCGAGAAAGGCCAACAAAAUCUACAAGAAGGAGCUGGCUCUGUCUCUUCUCCUCCUCACGGCAGCCGCUCGCAGUCUUCUGUCAGCUCAGGGAAUUCACUUCUAUUUUCUGCUCUUCCAGGGCAUGUCCUUCCUUCUCGUGGGUCUUGAUCUGAUUGGGGAGCAGAUGAGCUGACCUGACUUAGAAAAGGAUGGCAAGAGCACCCAUUUGUUGAGGGUAUAAGCCGUUCCGACACCACAGUGAUGAAAUCUAUAUUGGCAUUGACUUGUGCAGAAUGGAAUUCUCAAGUUUGUUCAUUGGAAGUUUUCCUGCUUUGGUUCGAUCUUCUUUACAAGAGAGAAUGGAGGAUUGCAUCUCUUCCCGAACAAUAAGAUCAUUGUUUCAAAGUCCUGUAUAAAAUUCUUGUCACUCUCCAUAAAAACCUUGUCAAUACAUGGGAUCAAUUCGGUGUUCUUGUAGAGUUUGGCUGCAUUGUACAAGCAUAAAACAGCUACACAUAUCUUGCAAUGGAUCGGUUCAUCAUCCAGCUGAAAGAGAUUCUUCAAUGCUUUGUUGCCUUGAUU
Molecule: messenger RNA, 3166 nt
Organism: Musa acuminata subsp. malaccensis (wild Malaysian banana)
Lineage: Eukaryota; Viridiplantae; Streptophyta; Magnoliopsida; Zingiberales; Musaceae
Product: probable xyloglucan glycosyltransferase 5
Cellular component (GO): Golgi apparatus
Molecular function (GO): glycosyltransferase activity
Source: RefSeq, a predicted model, not a curated record